Messenger RNA from Musca domestica (house fly), 503 nucleotides. RefSeq names its product U6 snRNA-associated Sm-like protein LSm3 (gene LSm3). Gene Ontology annotation, biological process: mRNA splicing, via spliceosome; P-body assembly. Gene Ontology annotation, cellular component: U4/U6 x U5 tri-snRNP complex; precatalytic spliceosome; P-body. Gene Ontology annotation, molecular function: RNA binding. Lineage: Eukaryota; Metazoa; Arthropoda; Insecta; Diptera; Muscidae. The coding region runs from base 139 to 447 and encodes 102 amino acids. The transcript is spliced from 3 exons. The record is from RefSeq and is a predicted model, not a curated record.
GUUUAUGACAAACGUUUAUGUUGAGGUUAUGCCUGUUCCAUUAGCGUUUGCAAACAAUUUAUUGUUUGUUCGCCGAGAAUUGUGAAAAUAGUUUAUUAUUUAUUUUAAAAACAUAAUUUUAAAUACAAAUUUCAUAUCAUGGCCACCGAAGAGGAACAAACUCAGGUUGUUUUGCCGGUCAAGGAACCAUUGGAUCUGAUACGUCUCAGUUUGGAUGAAAAAGUUUACGUGAAAAUGCGUAAUGAGAGGGAACUAAGGGGACGACUUCAUGCCUUUGAUCAACAUUUAAAUAUGGUACUAGGAGAUGCUGAAGAGACGGUCACGACUGUAGAAAUUGACGAAGAAACCUAUGAAGAGGUAUACAAGACCACUAAAAGAACUAUUCCCAUGCUAUUUGUUCGGGGCGAUGGAGUUAUUCUAGUUUCACCACCCAUGAGAGUGGGUUAACAUAUACACUUAGAUUUUCAAUUUCUUAAAUAUAUAAAUAAAUAUUUAAUAAUAUA